Rangifer tarandus platyrhynchus (Svalbard reindeer) is the source of this 5133-nucleotide messenger RNA. NCBI's taxonomy places the organism in Eukaryota, Metazoa, Chordata, Mammalia, Artiodactyla, Cervidae. The record is from the annotation of a GenBank genome assembly.
AUGGACAGAGAGCUGCGCGCCGCGGCGCGCCCUGCCCUACGGCGGUGGCUGCUGCUGUGGGCCGUGACCGUGGGGCUGCUGGCCCAGAGCGUCCUGGCGGGCGUGAAGAAACUGGACGUGCCCUGUGGAGGCAGAGACUGCAGCGGGGGCUGCCAGUGCUACCCCGAGAAAGGAGGGCGGGGCCAGCCAGGGCCAGUGGGCCCCCAGGGGUACACCGGGCCCCCCGGCUUACAGGGGUUCCCAGGACUGCAAGGCCGCAAAGGUGACAAGGGGGAGAGGGGAGCCCCCGGGACCACAGGCCCGAAGGGAGACGUGGGACCAAGAGGUGUUUCGGGAUAUCCUGGCGCCAAUGGAAUUCCCGGCCAUCCCGGGCAAGGCGGACCCAGAGGACCCCCCGGGUAUGACGGCUGCAACGGGACGAUGGGUGACGCUGGCUCCGCGGGACCCCAGGGCCCCGGCGGCUUCCUCGGGCCCCCCGGGCCCCAAGGACCGAAGGGGCAGAAAGGCGAGCCCUAUGCUCUGCCCAGAGAGGAACGCGACAAAUACAGGGGGGAACCUGGAGAGCCCGGACUGGUCGGCAUGCAGGGGCCUCCCGGCCGCCCUGGGCCCAUAGGACAGAUGGGUCCGGUUGGAGCUCCAGGAAGACCGGGACCGCCUGGACCCCCUGGACCCAAAGGACAGCCAGGCAACAGAGGACUUGGUUUUUAUGGAGAAAAAGGUGAAAAGGGGGAGAUGGGACUGCAGGGACCCGGCGGGAUCCCCCCGGACAACGGCUACGCGGAGAAGCCCACGCCCCUGUAUGAGCUCCUGCCGGAGCAGUAUAAGGGUGAAAAAGGAAGCGGGGGAGAGCCAGGGAGAAUAGGCAUCUCCUUGAAGGGAGAAGAAGGCAUCAUGGGCUUCUCGGGAUCACGGGGUGCCCCCGGCUUCGACGGUGAGAAAGGUUCACCAGGACAGAAAGGAAGCAGAGGACUGGACGGGUACCAAGGCUCUGACGGAUUGCCAGGACCCAAGGGAGAAACGGGCGACCCCGGCCCCCCCGGGCUGCCGGCCUACUCCCCGCAUCCUUCCGUGGCCAAAGGUGUCAGAGGUGAGCCGGGAUCCCCAGGACAGCCCGGAGAGCCAGGAGCCCGCGGGGAGCCAGGAGACCCCGGUCUGCCGGGCCGGCCGGGCACGUCCAUCGGAGACGAAGAUGAGAAGAGAGGCUUGCCAGGCGAGAUGGGACCCAAAGGCUUCACAGGAGAACGGGGUUUCUCCGCGGUGUACCCCGGACCCCCGGGGACCGACGGGAAGCCAGGGCUCCGCGGCCCCCCCGGGCGCCCAGGACCACCCGGCCCAGACGGUUUCCUGUUCGGCCUGAAAGGAGCAAGAGGAGGUGGGGGCUUCCCUGGCUCCGCCGGGUUCCCCGGGGCUCGCGGACAGAAAGGAUGGAAAGGUGACGCCGGCGACUGUAAAUGUGCAGACCAGUUCAUCAGGGGGCCUCCGGGGCUGCCAGGACCCAAGGGCUUUGCAGGCAUCAAUGGGCAGCCUGGCAGUAAAGGCAGCCAAGGAGACCCCGGCCAGCACGGCCUCCCUGGCUUCCCCGGGUUCAAGGGAGCCCCUGGUAAUGUCGGUCCUCCCGGGCCCAAAGGGAUGAAGGGAGAUUCCAGGACCAUCACCACCAAAGGUGAGCGGGGCCAGCCCGGCGUCCCAGGCGUUCCAGGGCUGAAAGGUGGCGACGGCAUCCCAGGACCGCCCGGGCUCGAUGGGUUCCACGGGCUCCCGGGCCCUCCCGGCGAUGGCAUCAAAGGCCCCCCAGGGGAUGCAGGCCAACCAGGAGCCCCUGGCACGAAGGGCCUUCCAGGGGAGAGGGGCCCCCCAGGACUGGGCCUGCCGGGCCCCAAAGGCGAGCGCGGCUUCCCCGGCGAUGCUGGAUUGCCCGGACCACCAGGCUUCCAGGGGCCUCCCGGCCUCCCUGGCGCUCCAGGACAGAUCGAUUGUGACUCGGGUGUGAAAAGGCCCAUCGGAGCAGACGGACAGGAGACCAUCCAGCCAGGUUGUGUUGGAGGACCCAAGGGAUCCCCAGGCCAGCCGGGCCUCCCCGGCCCCCCAGGUGCCAAAGGCCUCAGAGGAGUUCCAGGAUUUUCAGGAGCCGACGGAGCGCCAGGGCUCAAGGGUCUCCCAGGAGAUCCGGGUCGAGAGGGAUUCCCAGGACCCCCAGGGUUCAUGGGACCCCGCGGCUCCAAAGGUGCAGUGGGCCCCUCAGGCCUGGAUGGACUCCCUGGCACCUCCGGCCUGCCGGGGCCAGUUGGGCCCCCAGGAGACAGGGGCCUUCCUGGAGAAGUGCUGGGGGCCCAGCCCGGGCCCCGGGGAGACUCCGGACUGCCUGGACGCCCCGGACUGAGGGGCCCUCCCGGAGAGAGAGGCCCGCCUGGCUUCAGGGGAAGCCAGGGCAUGCCAGGGAUGCCGGGCCCGAAGGGCCAGCCGGGCUCCCUGGGACUCUCAGGCCAGCCGGGACUGCCGGGGCCGCCAGGACUGCACGGCUUCCCAGGGGCGCCUGGGCAGGAGGGGCCUUUGGGGCCCCCGGGCGCCCCCGGCUUUGAAGGUCUGCCUGGAGACAGAGGGGAGCCGGGGGACACCGGCGUGCCUGGCCCCGUGGGCAUGAAGGGCGAGUCUGGGGACAGGGGUGACCCUGGCCAGCAGGGAGCGCGAGGUCACCCCGGAAGCCCCGGAUUUAAAGGCGUGUCUGGAAUGCCUGGUGCCCCGGGACUGAAAGGGGCCAGGGGCUCCCCCGGGAUGGACGGCUUCGAAGGCAUGCUCGGCCUCAAGGGCAGACCCGGGAUCCCGGGAAUCAAAGGAGAGGCAGGGUUCUUUGGAAUUCCGGGGCUGAAGGGCCUGGCUGGUGAGCCAGGUGUGAAAGGCAGCCGAGGAGACCCUGGGCCCCCAGGACCGCCCCCCAUCAUCCAGCCGGGAAUGAAAGACAUCAAAGGAGAGAAGGGAGACGAAGGCCCCAUGGGACUGAAAGGGUACCUGGGCCUGAAAGGCCUUCCCGGAAUGCCAGGCAUCCCUGGGCUGUCGGGAAUCCCGGGGCUGCCUGGAAGACCCGGUCACGUCAAAGGAGUCAAAGGAGACACUGGCAUCCCCGGCGUGCCUGGCUCCCCGGGGUUCCCCGGCGUGCCUGGCUCCCCUGGAAUAAUGGGGUUCCAAGGCUUCACGGGCAGUAGGGGUGACAAGGGCGCUCCCGGGAGAGCAGGCCUCUUCGGCGAGGUGGGCCCCACUGGUGACUUCGGCGACAUCGGAGACACGAUAGAUCUACCCGGGAGCCCGGGCCUGAAGGGGGAACGGGGCACGACCGGAGCACCAGGUCUAAAGGGAUUCUUCGGCGAAAAAGGAGCUGAGGGUGAUAUCGGCUUUCCAGGGAUCACAGGCCUGGCCGGUGUCCAAGGCCCUCCUGGAUUUAAAGGGCAAACAGGCUUUCCAGGACUCACAGGGCUCCAGGGGCCUCAGGGAGACCCGGGACGGGCCGGAGCGCCCGGCACCAAAGGAGACUCCGGCUGGCCGGGGAACCCAGGCUUACCAGGUCUGCCCGGCCUCCGAGGCAUCGGCGGAUUGCAUGGCUUACCAGGCAGCAAAGGCUUCCCGGGAUCCCCAGGUGCGGACAUCCACGGGGACCUGGGAUCCCCAGGUCCUGCCGGGGACAGGGGUGACCCAGGAGAGGCCAACACCCUUCCAGGCCCCACGGGAGCCCCAGGACAGAAGGGCGAGCGUGGAGUCCCAGGGGAGCGAGGCCCGAUCGGGAGCCCCGGCCUUCAGGGCUUUCCAGGCAUCACCCCUCCUUCCAACAUCUCUGGGUCACCAGGGGACGUCGGCGCGCCCGGGAUAUUCGGCCUGGAAGGUUAUCGAGGGCCCCCGGGGCCACCCGGGCCUGCAGCUCUUCCCGGAAGCAAAGGCGAUGAGGGGAGUCCAGGAACCCCCGGAAACCCCGGGACCAAAGGAUGGGUCGGGGACCCUGGGCCUCAGGGCCGGCCUGGCGUGUUCGGGCUCCCGGGAGAAAAAGGGCCCAGAGGGGAGCCAGGAUUCAUGGGCAACAUAGGCCCCACUGGGAGCGUGGGCGACCGAGGCCCCAAGGGACCCAAAGGAGACCGAGGACUCCCGGGCGCCCCCGGUCCCGUGGGGGCUCCAGGCAUCGCAGGAAUCCCCCAGAGGAUCGCGGUUGAGCGGGGCCCAGUGGGGCCACAGGGCAGGAGAGGCCCCCCAGGGGCUCAGGGGGAGAUGGGGCCACAGGGCCCCCCCGGAGAACCAGGUUUCCGCGGGGCGCAGGGCAAGGCCGGGCCCCAGGGACGAGGCGGCAUGUCAGCCAAUCCCGGGUUCCGUGGAGACCAGGGGCCCGUGGGGCUGCAGGGACCGGUGGGUUUCGAAGGGGAGCCGGGCCGCCCCGGGAGCCCCGGCCUGCCGGGCAUGCCCGGCCGAAGCAUCAGCAUUGGGUACCUCCUGGUGAAGCACAGCCAGACCGACAAGGAGCCCAUGUGCCCCGUGGGCAUGAACAAGCUCUGGAGCGGAUACAGCCUGCUCUACUUCGAGGGCCAGGAGAAGGCCCACAACCAGGACCUGGGCCUGGCGGGCUCCUGCCUGGCGCGGUUCAGCACCAUGCCUUUCCUGUACUGCAAUCCCGGCGACAUCUGCUACUACGCCAGCCGCAACGACAAGUCCUACUGGCUGUCCACCACCGCCCCGCUGCCCAUGAUGCCCGUGGCCGAGGAGGACAUCCGGCCCUACAUCAGCCGCUGCUCAGUGUGCGAGGCUCCGGCCGUCGCCAUCGCGGUCCACAGCCAGGAUGUCUCCAUCCCCCACUGCCCGGCCGGGUGGCGCAGCUUGUGGAUCGGAUACUCCUUCCUCAUGCACACGGCCGCCGGUGACGAAGGGGGCGGCCAGUCGCUGGUGUCGCCGGGCAGCUGCCUGGAGGACUUCCGCGCCACGCCGUUCAUCGAGUGCAACGGGGCCCGCGGCACGUGCCACUACUACACCAACAAGUACAGCUUCUGGCUGACCACCAUCCCCGAGCAGACCUUCCAGGGCACGCCCUCGGCCGACACGCUCAAGGCCGGCCUCAUCCGCACGCACAUCAGCCGUUGCCAGGUGUGCAUGAAGAACCUGUGA